AGGGCCGUAUUCUGAAAAGGAACUUGAGCACCCAGUCGGACUUGACUUGGACGUGAGUUGGACUUCGGUGUAAAAUGGGUAUUCAGAGACCAAACUCGAGUUUCGAGUUCGAGAAGAGCUCAAGUUCAGCUUGAGGGGCUUCAAGUACGACCUGGAGUUGGCUUGGUAUUCAAAUACGCACGAAGUAGGAAAUUAAGAUACGAAUUUUGCCAUUUCGAGUUGGAACCUCGAGUCUGGUCAAGGGCUGCUUCGACAUCGUACUUGGGUAUGGCCAAAUCGCAUUGUAGUGUUCGGUGAGUUGUGGCCAGGCAGAUAGCAUUGAAAAUGGAUGUGUUAUAUGUCGCAGAAGUUGCGGAAAUUAUCAGACGGCAUACCGGACCUCGUAGAUACUUGAAAGAUCAACAAAAUCCACUUGAGAUUUUGACCGAUGUACAGUUUGUUGAUCGUUACAGACUCACAAAAGACGGCGUAGUAAACUUCAUGGCUUUUUUACACGAAGAUCUAGCGAAAGUCAACAAUAGGGGUUCGCCGCUACCGCCACUAUUGAAAUUCACCGUCGUGCUCCGUUUUUACGCAACUGGGUGCUUUCAGGUUGUAUCGGGAGACCUUGAAGGAGUUUCCCAGCCAACUGUUAGUAGACUGGUGAAGGAGGUUAGCAGAAUCAUUGCAAUAAAACAUGAUGACUUCAUAAAAUUUCCCACCAACCCACAAGAUGUUCGAACGCAGGCGAUCAAGUUCUAUCAGAAAUCUGGAUUUCCAGGCGUAGUUGGCGCGCUGGACUGCACUCAUAUAAAAAUUCAGUCUCCUGGAGGUCAGCACGCUGAACUGUUCAGAAACCGUAAGGGUUAUUUCUCCAUUAACGUUCAAGCGGUGUGUGACGCGGACAUGCUACUCACGAAUGUUGUCGCGCGCUGGAGAGCGGUGUGUGACGCGGACAUGCUACUCACGGAUGUUGUCGCGCGCUGGAGAGGUUCAGUUCACGAUGCUAGAAUUUUUGACAACAGCUCUUUGCGGGAAAAGUUUGAAAACAGCACAUAUACAAAUAUGCUGGUGGCGGACAACGGUUACGGAUGUAAGCCUUACGUUAUGACGCCGUUUCUGACAUCACGAUGUGUUGCUGAGCAAAGAUUCAAUAAAUCACUGAUAAAAUCUAGGAUCACUAUAGAACGCACUUUUGGUGUUUGGAAAAGGGUCUUUCCUUGCCUUUCUUUUGGACUACGCACCAAGAUUGAUACCACAAUGACAAUCAUUAUUGCGACUGCUGUGCUGUACAACUUUGCAAGGCAACAAAGAAUCAUCACUGACGACUAUUAUGCAGAGAUACAGGAUAACAAUAUUUCAACAAUUAUGGUAGGACCUCAAGCUCAAGGCAACAAUGUCGCUGGCUUAGAUAAAAGGAGGCAGAUUGUGCAGAGCCAUUUUACCCGUUGAAUACUGAAAUUAUGGAACGGUUGAAGGUCCAAAUACCAAAAAAAACAAAAAUUUAGGCUUAUUCAUGUGAUUUCUAAACGCAAACAUAUGUAAACAGUCAACAUUGAAUUCAAAUAAAUGUCCAAUUUUACAAUGCAA
Styela clava is the source of this 1569-nucleotide messenger RNA. Lineage: Eukaryota; Metazoa; Chordata; Ascidiacea; Stolidobranchia; Styelidae. The record is from RefSeq and is a predicted model, not a curated record.